GCUUCUUCAUCAUCGUCAUCAUCAUCACUGCCUGUCAAGUCAGAUGUGAACUGGAAAUUGUAUCAUUCUGACUAGAGAAUCCAGCGCACCGCUCCUGAUUGGCUGGAAAUGACAUCAUAGCAGGUUUACCAGUGAUGAUCAGGCUUUCCUUGCAGGCACAUUGUUUUUCUUCACUACACCCCCCAGCCUUGUCUUUUCAGUCCCACUUUGUCGCUCAGCAAAGGAUUUUGGUGCACCUUUUGUGAACAAUUCCCAGUAUACAUUCUUUUUUUGUCCUUCCUGUCUCUGUUAAUCAGUUGCAGGACCUCGUUUGCUGCAUCCUUUGCUCUGUUGCCAUGUGGAAAACCCUGUAUGCGUGCACACGAAUCUCCACCUAACAGACAGCUGGAUGACAUCAUCGCUAUAGCACUGCCGUCUCCCCUCCCCCUGCGGCCCCCUUCAGUGAUCACAUCCAACAUAUACACAACCCAAUGCUCAGCUCCAGCUUAUAUGGGACCAGAGCAACAGAUGGGCCAUUGACAGACUGUUCAAACAGGCCCGGUCUGCCCAAGUCCAGGCGAGCAUGCUGGCAAGGUUGCUGUGUCAUAGUCAUCAACGAGACCUCAGCCAUGACUUUCAACAAAGAGUUAACCACCCCCUAUCUGCACUCCCAGCCAUUCCAGCCCAUCAGGAGCCUGCAUCCCUUUCGACCAAUCACGGUGCUGGGAGGUGAUGUCAUGCUUUAUCUAGCAGAGGUGGUGCUGAUGCUGCCAGGUUGAGCAUCCAAACAGCAGCAGACUGUCGGACUGAACGUGAGGGAAGGACUCCGACAGAAGAUCACAGCACUCUGUUGGUGAGUUAAGGAUCAGCUCAGUUUGAAACGCCUCAGAGGACUCAGAAAAAGGAAAGAUGACUCUUGCAGCAUACAGAGAGAAGAUGAAGGAGCUCCCUCUAGUGUCUUUCUUCUGCUCCUGCAUCCUACCAAAGCCUCAGGAAAAGCCCACCAAGAAAACACAAGAUGUUGUGGACCUCAACCUGGGCAUUAUUAAAGACAUGGAGGUGAUUGAGUUAAACAAGAGGUCAUCGGGCCAGGCCUUUGAGGUCAUCCUCAGACCUCCAUCUUUUGACGGUCAGAGGGAAUUCCAUCCCACUUUCCCACCUCGCAGCGACCCCUCCCUGGAGGAGAUCCAGAAGAAACUGGAUGCAGCUGAGGAGAGGAGAAAAUGUCAGGAAGCUGAACUUCUGAAGCACUUGGCUGAACAGAGAGAACAUGAACGAGAGGUGGCCCAGAAAGCCAUGGAAGAACACAACAACUUCAUCAAGAUGGCCAAAGAAAAGCUGGAGCAAAGAAUGGAGAUUAACAAAGAGAACCGGGAGGCCCACAUCUUUGCCAUGCUGGAACGUCUUCAGGAGAAGGACAAGCAUGCUGAGGAGGUGAGGAAAAACAAGGAACAGAUGGAACUGGGUUGGCAGUAGAAUGGCAUGAAUCAAUAGCAUUUCUUGUCCAGAAUGUUCAAGAAAAAACAACCAAAUAAUGCAUAGUGGGUCCUAGUCAUGCAAAGAAAGGCUGUGUUUUGGUAUUGGCAAAGAUUCAAAGGCCUCUCAUAUGAUAUUUGCAGCUAAAGAAACAAUAUUCUUAUGUCUACUGCCACACAAAAUGCUGUGUAUCAUGGAAGUGGAAUUGGGAAUUAAUUAGAAAAAGUGUGUCAUUUUUUUAAUCUUUAGUAUAUAAUAGCUUUGGAUGUCCUGAUGGGAUAAAGAUAAUGAACGACAAGGAAGAUGAAAAUUACCAAGAUUGCAUGCAUUUGUGUUGUACGGCUGUGAACUAGCUGUUUGUGCAUUCAAAGAGGUGAUGUGUACUUAGUACUGUAGUUUGGCUAUGUAUUUUUGUGUCUUAGUGUCUGUUUCUUGUAAUAGAGGAAUCAUUAGCAGAAUAUUUGUUAGUUACAUUACAAAUAGUGUAUUAAAUGUGGCCGAAAUCAACAGUUUUAAUGCUUGCAUGGCACUUGAUAAAACUUGUGAAAAGCCAUUUGGUGUGUGACUGUGUGGCUUUUGUCCUGUUAUUAAUUGCUAUAUCUCUGAACUUUAUG
Molecule: messenger RNA, 2069 nt
Organism: Carassius auratus (goldfish)
Lineage: Eukaryota; Metazoa; Chordata; Actinopteri; Cypriniformes; Cyprinidae
Product: stathmin-4-like
Exons: 8
Coding region: 889-1455 (188 amino acids)
Biological process (GO): neuron projection development; regulation of microtubule polymerization or depolymerization; microtubule depolymerization
Cellular component (GO): cytoplasm; neuron projection
Molecular function (GO): tubulin binding
Source: RefSeq, a predicted model, not a curated record